Messenger RNA from Gadus macrocephalus (Pacific cod), 1802 nucleotides. Its product is annotated as autism susceptibility gene 2 protein-like. The coding region runs from base 1038 to 1802 and encodes 254 amino acids. NCBI's taxonomy places the organism in Eukaryota, Metazoa, Chordata, Actinopteri, Gadiformes, Gadidae. The transcript is spliced from 5 exons. The record is from RefSeq and is a predicted model, not a curated record.
CUACUUGCUCCGAGGAAGAAGCGUAGAGCCUGUAAAGCGGCACUGCGGCAUCGCCGUAUCACUACGCCCGGUCCCUUCUCCGGGAUCCUGAAACACGGAUUGGGAGAGGAGAUACCCUAUGGUUCCUUGCGGGAUUAUCUAUCAGCGCAAUUUCUUCUCGUGUUUUUGUCUUUUAAUGACCAUUCGUAUCGGAAGGGCUUCAACUUGUCCGGACGGUCCCCACUUGCAAGGGUUUGCAUUUCUUGGUUUUGCAUGACGUGUCUUGGAGCAAAAAAGAGGCUCGCUUUGUGUCUUAGUGGAAAUUAAAGCCAAGCUGGAACACAGGAGGCAGUGCCAGUCGCUGUUUGUGGGCUGGACUGGAGACAGAGCGUGAGAUCUACUGACAGAGAAGCAGACACAAAAAGAAAAAAAAAGACUACAACGAAGACAGGGACAGAGGGUGUUUUGCAGGAGAAGACUUGGAUAAUAGCGAGUUCAGUGAAGAUAAGGGAGAGGAGGAGUGGAUUCCGAGUUGGGAAGAUGUGGCGCCCUCAACGGGCCACGGCACCAUGGGAGAGCAGCGCGUCCGCUGAACACACAUCUGCUUUGACUUGAACCGACCUCGGAAAUUGAAAGACUUACGGUCCAAUCGGCCAAGUGGUUCUGGUUUUCUUUUCUCACCUCGUCGCUGGGUCUCAUGGAGAGCAGUUUGGGAUCUUUUUCUCGGAACCUAGCCUAGUUUCAACCAACCCCGCCGCGCGCGUUUGUUUCCGGCGGCUUCCGUCUCUGAACGCCCACGGGAGAAGCCUCCCCUCACUGGAUAUACAUAUAACAUGGUCGCCUUGGAUGUAACGCCUUGAUACUCUGCCGUUUGGUUUCGCGACAGUGUGGAGGUAACUGCUCUGGAGUUCUGCUGAGGGUCUUUGGAGUUUUACCAGCGACCCCCCCCCCCCCCCCCCCCUCCCCCUCGCCGGGCCACGCCCCGUCGCCCAGGAAGGCCUUGUUGUUGUUGUUGUUGUUGUUAUUGUUGUUCUCGGCGACUCCCUUCCGAAAGGGACAUGGAGGGCCCUCGCUCCGGCAGCGCCCUGCGCAAAAAGCGGAAGUCGCGGGCGGCGCGCGACAAGGUGCGCGGGCCGGGGCGGAUGCCCAACGGGCACGCCAAGUCGGCGGCGGCGGCGGCGGCCACGGCCACGGCCACGGCCACGGCGGCGGUGUUUGCGAAGGCGGGGGCGACGAUGGUGCGCUUCUCCUCGGAUUCGGAGCGGGAGGGGGGCCUGGGCCCCGCGGUGCCGUCCGCCCGCCCCCGCCCCCCGCCGCGCAGGAAGCGCAAAGAGUCCACCUCGGACGAGGAGGACAUCAUCGACGGCUUCUGCAUCUCGGGGUUCAUCUCGCUGGAAGCGCUGGAGAAGGACGAGAGCGGGAAGCCCCAGGAUCGCACGGAGGAUGACCACAACGACCUUGCGGUUCCCCUGCACAAGAAGAAGGUGGCCAGGGUCCCUAACGGCUUGACCCUGGAUCCCUGUAAGAACAACCACCACCACACUCACCAGUACCACAACCACAACCGCCACAACCACAACCACCUGCCCUCGGACCAGGAGAACAACAACCCCCGCCUGACUCACACGGCGGGCAAGAGGAAGAAGAAACACCGCCACAAGAAACACACCGCGCUGAGACAUGGGCAGAACAACUGCAAGGACAGCGACAGCGGGAGUGUGAGCGGCGAGUCGAAACCGUCCAUCCGGAGCAGCUCCAGGGACAGACUGACAGACGUGAGUAUCCCCCCACCCACACACUGGCUACAAGAAAAGCUUCCUUAA